Molecule: messenger RNA, 1272 nt
Organism: Glycine soja
Lineage: Eukaryota; Viridiplantae; Streptophyta; Magnoliopsida; Fabales; Fabaceae
Product: verprolin-like
Exons: 2
Coding region: 44-700 (218 amino acids)
Source: RefSeq, a predicted model, not a curated record
GUAACAUUUGGUGUUUUCAUUGAGAGCCCAAUGGCUAUCUUCCAUGGAUGUCAUACUAGCUCCAGCCACUGCAACCCACACCACCCGCCGAAUCACCCCUUCACAUGCCAUCCUUUCCACACAGCUAUCCACCAGCAACCAUUUCUGCAGCACCUAUCCCCUUUGUUUCCGCACACCCCUCAUCCUUUUGUACAUCCAGUUCAAUUCCUUGGGAUUGAUUUUGAGAGCACCCACAAAAUGUUUGCUAUGCUUGUUCGAUAUUGAGGGAACUCCUCCUUCAUUUCAACACCCACCUCGAAUGACGGACGCUGAACCUUCUCCCGCGGGCGUGGACCGCCUCGAGGCUGCCAUGGCCAAAUUUGUUGUAGCUCAACUCCGCCUCGAAUCCACACUCGAUACCCUUCUUCUAAAACUGCCUUCGAGAAUUAGUCACCAAUACCAAUCUUCUUCCUCCGUGCAGUCACCACCGUCGCCUCCGCCUUCCAGGCCAACUACGCCUUCAUGCCUCGUACCAAUGCAACACAACCAAUCACCCUUGCCGACUCCGCCGCCCAUACCACCUCCGUCGUCCAUGUCGAAUCCACCUUCACUCCACGCACUCAUACAGCCGCAUCCCACACCCUUGUCGGCUCCACUUUUCAUUGUGGUCGUUCCCCUCCUUGCUAACAGCAACCCCCACGCGUCCUUCAACCGCCGCUAGAUCACCAUUUCCCAAGUCCGCAAGGAGUAUCCCAGUCGCUGUAAGGAGCUCGACCACUCCUUCCUCUUUUACGCUACUAGCGACGUUGCAAAAUGGCUCGAUUUCCACAACACUAAUAUUCAUUCGCUCAUUCCUUCACCCAUUUUAAUUUGGGAUCUCGGUUCGAAUUUGAAGCCAUAUUUUGAAACCCAACUCCUUGAGGACAAUGUAUUUUUUAUGGGCUCGGGAAUGAUACAAAUAACACAUGGGGUCUGCAAGAAGCAAGCUCUACGAGGCCCAAAAGAAAGGUUGCACCUCCAACUUACUUAAGGGAGUACGUCCAGGGUAGCAGAGGCCUCAUGCAUCGUACGUCGAAGGCAUCGUGCAGUAUGUAGUAGGCUCGAAUCCACCAAAUUGUGCCUUUUAGUUAGUGGGAAAUAAUAGGAAUAUCAUUCUGUUAGGAUAUUCGAGAUUUGCACUUAUCUUUUCGUUAUUAUUGUCGGGAACUUGUCCCCGAGUAUCACACUAUAUAUGUAUGAAGCGCUUCCUUCAAAAUAUAAGAAAAAUACUAAAAAAGUUCUCUCUCUUCUUCU